Messenger RNA from Spinacia oleracea (spinach), 3690 nucleotides. RefSeq lists its product as uncharacterized. Lineage: Eukaryota; Viridiplantae; Streptophyta; Magnoliopsida; Caryophyllales; Amaranthaceae. The transcript has 13 exons. The coding region runs from base 440 to 3427 and encodes 995 amino acids. The record is from RefSeq and is a predicted model, not a curated record. Gene Ontology annotation, biological process: proteolysis. Gene Ontology annotation, molecular function: cysteine-type peptidase activity.
CAGCAUGCAUGGCUUUGUUUCGGCAUAACUGACGGACCAAACUUAGGACUCAUGCAACUUAUACUCUUCAGCAAAAGAAUUUGAUGCGUAUGAAUCUGCAAUUCAUAAUCGAAACAGAAUAUUACUAGAGUUUCAGUGUUGUAUUUACGAUAUAUGCUUAAGAUUUACACCGUUGUAUUACUCCUUUUUCCUAUGAUAGAGUUCUUGCAGUUCGUCUCCCGCUCGUUUCGUUUCUUCUCCCUCCAAAUUCGGAAUCAUCAAUCGAUUAACCGCCUCCCAUUCUACAACUUCGUAACUGCCGUAAAACCGCCACACUUCUUAACUGCCGUCCCGUACUAUAUAAUUGAUAGGAGGUUGAAGUUUUUUCUUGCGAGAGGAAGUUGGUGAAUUGCGAAAUCUCAGGUAAAGAGUUAAUCUUUAUUGAAGAAUAUUUUAUAGGAUGGUCUUCAAAAAGGGUCACACCGGAUCAAAUAAGCAAUGGAAAUUUGCAAUGAAUGAAGUUUUUAAGGAUAAACCUCCCCAGGUACCCGGCACUAGUAACCGUAAGAAGUAUGUGGAACCGGAAAUUGAUGAAGAUGAUGAAGAGUACGAGGAAGAUCUCGUUGGAUCAGGGGAUGAUAGUGAAGAUACACCAUAUGAAGAGGAGGGUGAGGAAUUAGAGGACGAAGAAGAAGACGACGACGAAGAGUAUGUAGAUGAGGAUGAGGAUGAGGGGGAAAAUGAUGUUGGUGUAAAGUGUAAGUUGAAAAAUCAGGGCAGGAAAACGGGUAAUGCUAAAGGAAGGCGUCCUGUUGUUGUAGAGGAGGAUGAUGAGUUUUAUGAUGAUCUUGAAGUUGAUGCUCGUGCUAAGUUGAAGAUGAAAGAGCGCUGUAGGAAGUAUGCUAAGAGCAGGCGUUUAGCUAAUGAUGUAGAGGAUGAAGGAAAUGAUGAUGAAGAGGAUGACGAGGAAGAUGGAGAAGCUGAUGUCCGUAGAGUGGGGAAGAAGCAUCCGAAGAAUGUAGGCCAAAAUGUUAGGCGGUAUCCAGAAGAUGAACAACAUGGGUUGAGGAAGAAACAUUUGAAGGUGAUUAGGAAGAGGCGUCGUGGGGAUACUGAUGACGAGGAAGAACAGGGGAAGCCUGUGAAGAAGAAGUUGUUGCUGAAGAAAAAGGUUGGUAAGAUUGUUGAUAAAGAGCGUAGAAAAGGAAAGUCUCCUCUUAAAGACAAGGGAAUGACUAAGAGAGGCAAGAAUAGGAGAGUGUUUCUGCGGGUUCCAAUCCCCCAACAUCCAAUGUCUAGGGGUGAAUAUGCCAAGUGUCAUGAUGUUGUAGUUGCUACCCAAAGGGCUAAUUGCGAUCGCAAGACGGUUGAUGUUGUUUACCGGGAGCCCCGUCCUCUAUUUGGAGAAAGAAGGCCGUUGGCAGAAGAGGUUGCUGAUCUGGUUAUGGAAAGGAUGGCCCCCUUACUGCAAGACCUCCGUGCCGUGAUACGAGAACAAGUAAUCAUACGCAGGCUGGGGGCAAAGGAAAGUGUUGCUGAAAAAGAUCCCUCCCCUGGUGUUGCUGAAAAAGAUCCCUCCCCUGCUAGCAGUUCCCAUCGCCAAAUCAGCGAUAAUGCUUAUAUUAACGUGGAUGGUGAGCCAAUGGCGGUGGAUAAGUCGGUCAACAAGGUCCUGAGUGAGUUAGAUGUCAUUGUACUGGAGGAGGAUGAAACAGACAAUGUGCAACACACAGUGGAACAACCAUUGGGAGGUGAAGAAAAUGUGUUUGUGAAUUACCAGUCCUUGCCUGUGGAGCAGCCCGUGUUUGAGUUUCUGCAUGUUCCAGCAGUGGUGGCCGUGCAGAAUGAGCCUAUGGAGGAGGCAGAGCAAUUGCAGCAGGGCCCCCCACAGCAAGUGGUUGAGCUAGUGCAGAAUGAGCCUAUGGUGGCAGAGCAACUGCAGAAGGGACCCCCACAGCAGGCCCCCCCACAGCAAGUGGUUGAGCUAGUGCAGCACUUGGAGGCCAUGCAGAAUGAGCCUAUGGAGGCACUGCCGCAACACGAGCCACAACAAGAGCCACGUCAUGAGCCUGUCCAGCAAGGUCAUACCGAGGGAGACCAAGGCGAACCACAAGAAGAAGGGCUAGUGGUGCCUGUUGUGCAGCAAGAGGCAGACCCCCAGGGCCCAGUAGAAGAGCCACCACAAAAUGAUUUUGCGGAGCCACAAAAUGAUGUUUUGGAGGACCCCGAAAACGAAGAUGAAGAAGAUGGCGAGGAAGGUGAUGAAGAAGAUGGCGAGGAAGGUGACGAAGAUGAAGAAGAUGUUGGUAAUACCGCGGAUCAAGAUAAACCUGGUGAUGAUGAUGAUGAGAACCAAGGAGCAAAUGGUGGUACAACGGGUCCGGUUGCGGGUGAAGCUGAAGGUGCAGAUAAUGCAGAGGGUCCGGGUGCCGAUGGGACCGAGAAUACAAGGGGUGGGGGUGAAGGUUUGGACCAUGGUGCUGUUCAUGGUUCCAAUCCUGAAGAUUUUGAUGGUGCUGAACCAGGUGGUGAUGGUCAGGUGAGAACAAGAAUAAAGGCAGCGAGGCCUAAACCUAGUCCCAAACCCCGCACUGCGACAAAGAGAUCCCGUAAGCCUAGUGAGAAGGCAAUAGCAAUGAGAAAACCUCGUCAACGACUAGGUAUUAGAAUGACGAAGGCAGACAGUUCUAUUUUGAAGUACGUAGAGGCUUACGACACCAAAAAGAAAGCAGGAGGGGCUAUGUUGAUUGAAUAUGAUGGGAACGACGCAAACCAGCAGAUGUGUUACUCGGUUGUUCACCCCAGGUCCUAUGUGAAUUCCCAGUAUGUUCGUACAAUUGGAUAUCUCUACAACCGGGAGUGGGCUAGUGAAUUUCCAAAGAGUUGUCGCAGACUUAUGCUUGACUCUAUGUUUGCACAUCAAAAGCUAAAGACGAAAGAAACAUAUGCUGGGUUGUUGAAGAAGUGGUCGCAACCACUUAGGAAGGUGGUCUCCUCGGAUAUUUCUGUGGUUUUUGUUCCAGUUGUCGAAAACGAACACUGGUGGUGUGUUGCUUUUGCACUCAAAGACCUGAAGAUAUGGUUCAUUGACAGCAUGUAUAAAAAUCCCGCUGCAGAGCAUUCUGCGGAAUUAAAGAAAUUGAUACCUGCCGUUGACUACGUCUUACUGGAGACUGACAAGGAGUUUAACGCAUCCCCGGCAUGGCAGACUAAGCAAAUGGGGAAAUGGCCCCUGGAUGUUGUUGGUUUUCCUGAUUAUAAUGACAAUCAUGCAUGCGGGGUUGUGAUGCUUAUGGCGAUCCGGGAGACUGCUAAUGCUUUCAAAAAGUCAAUGCAUGUGGGGGAGAUAGGCGCUGCCCGGAAGGCUCUGUUCUUGUCCCAUUUGAAUUCAGACUACAACUCUUGCCGUCCAUUGAUACCGGAGAUAAUUGCUACCCAUUGCCGUUGAUUUAUAAUAGUCUAGUGUCAUGAACUUAUGUUUAUUUUAGUUCGAGUGUUUAAUCAUCAACUUUGUUUAUCGGUUGCGUAUGAACUAUACCGUGCUUUUGUUGUUUGGUGACCAAUACUUCCCUUACAUUAUGCAUUUUGGUUAAAGGGGAUGGAAUAUUUUGUAGUUUUGGCACCAAUAUAUGUGUGUAAUAUUUUAACGACAUUGUUCUGUAUUGCAAUGUCGUCAAGUUCUACAAGUUGAUCCCUUUAAAUGUUGGUUUA